Volvox carteri f. nagariensis is the source of this 2172-nucleotide messenger RNA. RefSeq lists its product as uncharacterized. The transcript is spliced from 12 exons. The record is from RefSeq and is a predicted model, not a curated record. Gene Ontology annotation, molecular function: RNA binding. Gene Ontology annotation, biological process: chloroplast rRNA processing; regulation of mitochondrial mRNA stability; mitochondrial RNA processing. NCBI's taxonomy places the organism in Eukaryota, Viridiplantae, Chlorophyta, Chlorophyceae, Chlamydomonadales, Volvocaceae. Gene Ontology annotation, cellular component: mitochondrial matrix; ribonucleoprotein granule. The coding region runs from base 1 to 2172 and encodes 723 amino acids.
AUGCUUUCGCAUCAGCAAUUACGAGCUCAUGCAGGAGGAUGUAGAUGGGGUUCAGAGCAAGCUGGUAAUGUCGCACGGUCGGCCGUCGUUGGCAGGCUCGUGGUUGCUAAUGCCACGAGGUUGCGUGCAAAGGCGGAAGCACAGGACGAGGAAACUGUUUUCUCUGUGUCUUCAGGACUGCAACUAAAGCUAUCGCCAACGUCACCAUUGACAUCAUCCCCAGCCAGCAGUAUCCAGGACCAGCUCCAACCCAGCCGGGAGCUGGACCAGCUACAGCACUCGCAGCAGCAACAGCAGCAGCAGCCGGCCCACCCCCUACCGGCGGGUGUGACUCCGGAACGAGACCGGGAGAUUCACAACGAGCUGCGGGGUUGUGAGGACUGGCGGGACGUGCUGGACAUAGUGGCCGAUGAGGCGGCGUGUCUGUCUGUGCGUACAGCAGUGCAGGCGCUAACCCGGCUGAACACACUGACCCGUGGGUCACCGGGGGCGAGGAGGGAGCUCGUGGAGCACCAGGCCUUUCAGACUCUCAAGGAGGUGCUGUACUCGCAGGUCUCCUUGAUGAACAACGUGCAGCUUUCCAACUCGUUGUACGCCUUCGCUCAGCUGCAAGUGGUGCUGCCCGAGCUCCUAUGUGAGGGGUACACGGCGGCGGCGGUGGCGCGGGUGGACUCCUUCUAUCCGCGGGACAUCGCCACACUGCUGGCGGCGGCGGCGGCCAUGCGGUGGUCCCCACCCCGGCAGCUGCUGGAUGCGAUGGGAUUCAGGGCGAUGGGUUUCCUGUCCGGUCAGGAGUUCGAUGCUCGCAGCAUCCCCACCCUGCUGCACUCCAUGGCGCUGCUGGGCUACAAGAACCCGCUGUUGGCCCAGGCGGCCGCGCAGAGACUUGCGGCCCCCGGGGUGAUGGCCUCGCUGGUCCCCCAGGGUGUAGCCAACAGCAUGUGGGCCCUAGGUCGACUGGACACCUACCACCCGCCCGCGGUGGCGGCGGCGCUGUCCGCCUUCUCGUCCGCACCCCUGUCGUACAAGCCCCAAGAGGUCGCCAACCUGCUCUGGGCCCUGACCGCCUUCCGGCACCACCCGGAGGCCAACUUCGUCCUCUUCGCUAAGAGCCUCUUGCACAGAUCAUCACCACCAUCAGCAGAACAUGAGCGGAAUGGAUCCGGAUCCGGAUUUGGAUCUGGGCCGGGUCAGAUCCGUGCUGCUGACCUCGCCACCUUGUUGUACGCCCUGGCCACCUUCAACGUCUCUCCGGGAGUUAAGGUUAUGGAAAGACUGGAGGCGGCGGCGGCGGAGCUCGUACGGCCGGAGGCGGAGACGGCGGAGGCGGCAGGGACGGCAGGGGCAGGAGUAGCAGCGCAGCCGGGGCCGGGGUCGGCGGCGGUGCAGCCGCCUCAUCAGCAGUGGCGGCGGCAGAAGGCACGCGCAGGGUUCACCAGCAGCAGCGGCAACAGCGGUGGUGGUGGUAUUGGCAGCAGUAGCGCCAUCAGUGUUGUCGAGCUAGCGCACAUGUACUGGGGUCUAGCGCUGCUGGGGGAGGUGGAGAGGCCGCUGUUCGGGCUGCUGGAGGGGCGGCUGGCGGCGGCCUGGGAGCGCGAGGGUGCGGCGAUACCUGAGCCGCUGUUGAGGACGGUGUUCCAGGCGAGUCGCGAGUCGUGCGGGGCGGGGUGGGCUGUCACGAUUACUCGAUCCUUCCACCCACCCGCCCACCCACCCGAGACAUCAUCAUUACCACCCCCUCCGCACAGCCGCCUGUCGGACGCGGCCUCGUGCUUUCAGGGUUAUUUGGCCUCCAAGUUGGAAUCGCCCCGGCGGUCCCCGGCCUUUCCCCCCUUGGCGCUGGAUGCCAUGAAGAGGGCUUGGACGGGAGACCUGGAGGCGGCGAGCAACAGGAAGGGGCGAGGUCGGCGGGUUGACCAGGUGGCUCGCAUCCUGGAUAUCCUCAAGGUGACGUACGACAAGCGGCGGCCCACAGGGGACGGACUGGCGCUCAUUGACAUUGCGCUCAAGGCGGGACCCGAGCGGUAUGUGGCCCUGCAGGUUAUCGACGUGGGCGACCAGUGCACCAACAGCAAGCAGCUUCUGGGGCAGGUGGCGAUGGUGGGUCAAGUGCUGGAGAAGAACGGCUGGGAGGUCAGGCAAAGGCCCGGGGGUAGCGGGGUAGGCGGGUAG